AUGGCUACCAAGUUCUUGUUUCAAAAAAAUAAUAAAGUUGUCAAUGAACAAACUAAAACUCAAUAUAUUAAUGAAGAAUCUAAUGUUCGAUAUAUUAGUGAAGAACCUGUUUCUCAAACUCAAUAUAUUAGUGAAGAAUCUGAACUUGAAUUUCAAUAUGGUGAAGAUCCUGAACUUGAAGUAUCUCAUAAUAAAUAUUUAUUUAAUUCAAAUAAUAAUGAUACUCUUGAAAGUACUUCAACUAUAAAUAACUUUAAUAAAAGAAAUGACAGAUUAGAGGCAAAAAAAGUUCAAUUAG
Dentiscutata erythropus is the source of this 298-nucleotide messenger RNA. Lineage: Eukaryota; Fungi; Glomeromycota; Glomeromycetes; Diversisporales; Gigasporaceae. The record is from the annotation of a GenBank genome assembly.